Molecule: messenger RNA, 1653 nt
Organism: Elgaria multicarinata webbii
Lineage: Eukaryota; Metazoa; Chordata; Lepidosauria; Squamata; Anguidae
Gene: ZNF277
Product: zinc finger protein 277
Exons: 12
Coding region: 67-1485 (472 amino acids)
Source: RefSeq, a predicted model, not a curated record
AGCCCGCUGGUAAAACAAAAGACGCCCCCGCUCCUGCUCCCGACAUGCUUUGCGUCGCGGAGUGGGAUGGGGGAGCUGCCUCGCUGUCUCCCAUUGGUCAAGACGCUGUUCCAAGGCUUGCGUAGAAGUUAUCUUGGCUGUGGCCGUAUACCUGGCGGCAUGGCAGCUUCGCAAGGGUUGGAGGGGGCGAGAAGGAACGACCAUGGAGGCUAUAUUUUGGAGCCACUCUCUCUGCCAGAAUGUCCAGGUGGCGUUUCUGCUGUAGAAGGCUCUCCAUCUGUGCCUUGUCUAUUCUGUGAAGAAUAUUCUCUGGUAUCAGAACAAAACCAACUUCUGAAGCACAUGAUUAUAGAGCACAAGCUUGUCAUAUCAGACGUCAAGCUGGUUGCAGAUUUUAGGAGAUAUGCAUUGUACUGGAAGAAAAGAUUCACAGAGCAACCCAUUACAGACUUUUGUUGUGUAAUAAGAACAAAUUCGGAAGCACCUUUAGAGGACCAAGACAAUUAUUUUCUUUUAUGUGAUGCUUUGCCUGAAGACCGAACACUAAGGGAGGAGCUCCAACAGCAGAGACUGAGAGAGAUUCUGGAGCAACAGCAGCAAGAAAGAUACAAUGCAGACUUUCAUGGGGGAUGCAUGUUCUGCGAUAAGGAAUUUACUGGUAACAGAUCAGUCCUUCUCAAUCACAUGGCCAAUGAGCACGCGUUCAAUAUUGGGCUGCCAGAUAACAUUGUAAAUUGUAAGGAGUUCUUGGAUCUUCUACAGAAGAAACUUGACAGUUUGCUGUGCCUGUAUUGUGAAAAAACAUUUCGAGAUAAGAACACACUCAAGGAUCACAUGAGAAAGAAGCAGCAUCGUAGAAUCAAUGCCAAAAACAGAGAAUAUGACAGAUUUUAUAUUAUUAAUUACCUGGAAUUUGGAAAGUCCUGGGAAGAGGUUCAGUCAGAAGAUGACCGAGAAUUGUUAAACAGCCAGGAAGAAGACUGGUCUGACUGGGAAGAACAUCCUGUUUGUGUGGUCUGCCUCUUCUGUGAGAAGCAGACGGAGACCACAGAAAAGCUCUAUGUUCACAUGGAGGAGGCCCAUGGAUUCGGCCUGCUAAAAAUUAAGUCUGAGCAUGGUUUGAAUUUCUACCAGCAAGUAAAAUUAGUGAACUUCAUCAGGAGAGAGGUCCACCAGUGUCAGUGUUACAGUUGCCAGGAGAAAUUCCAUUCAAAAAAGGAGUUGGUAAAUCAUAUGGAAGAGACCAAACAUAUAGCGCUUCUGCCAGCCAGAUCCAUGUGGGAUCAGCCCCAGUAUUAUUUUCCUACCUAUGAAAAUGAUACUCUUCUCUGUGCGCUCUCGGACAGUGAGGAUGAAUUGAUAGCUGGGAAACAGAGAGAGGAUGUGCCUGUCAUCAGCGAGGAUGUUUCUAACAUAAAGACUUUGAAACAGUGCAGUGUGUUAAAUCAGCUUCUUCGUGAGGAGAUAAAUAAUGAAGAACCUUGAUGUCAGAUGAAACUUUUUUCUUGGUAUGCAGACAGCUACUUUUUGCAAGGAACAAUUUGAUUUGGUAAUUUACCAGUGCAAUUUGAGUCCGUAACCCCAAUAGACCAACUCUCUGAAUGGUAAGCUGAAAUUAAAAAUAAAAUAAAAAAGCAUUUUAAAAAACCCAAA